Messenger RNA from Drosophila willistoni, 1640 nucleotides. RefSeq lists its product as uncharacterized. The transcript is spliced from 3 exons. Bases 204 to 1535 code for a protein of 443 amino acids. Lineage: Eukaryota; Metazoa; Arthropoda; Insecta; Diptera; Drosophilidae. The record is from RefSeq and is a predicted model, not a curated record.
GACCCAGUCGAUAAGUUCUCAUUCUCGGUCUCACAUUCAACGUCUUCCAUUCGGGACAAAAUUACAAUUUUAUUUGUAACAAAAUUAUUUUCGUCAAAAUUCAAAAAAAAAAAAAAAAUUCACAAAAUAAAUCACCAAAAUUUAAAAACAGAAAAAAACAAAAAAAAUACACAAAAAAAAAAACCUAAAAGUAUUUCAGUAAAAUGGCACAGAAUUUUAUUUAUAUGUUUGAAUUUGUGGUUGAUGAUAUUUUAAUAACACGUAAGAACCGAUGCGCUCCGGAAGAGUAUCCAACGUGCGCAGAACUCUCGUUCCGGUCGAGUGUAUUCUGUUCGGUCUGCGAUCAUGAAUACGGAAGCUGUGUAACACCAAAUCAACCGAAAUGCGGAAAAUGCUGCCUAUUCACACUGGAUUCACCCGUUACGGACAAGGAUCGGCUGCAGGUGCACAUCUAUAAGAAGCGCUCGGAAAGUUGUAAGUUCCUUAUUGGCCUAACCGAUUUGGCAGUGAAGCCAAUGUUCGAUCGUGUCCAUGAGUCAUUCGAUGCGGAGAAUCCCAACUGGGAGAGAGCCCUGUCCGACCAUGUCGCCAAUUUGCCAAAGUUGAAGUCUCCCAAUAAGUCGGCCCUCGACAAUUGCGCUUGCUAUGAACGUAGUCAUGCCCGCCGGGAGCAGUGGUGUCCCACAUCAGAGACGUCGAAGCGUUUGUUGCCACUUUUCAAUCUCUGCAAAAUGCAAACUGGUAAUAUUGUGCUGGUUCUUCGUUUGGUUUGCAAUGGCUCGGCCAUUGUAUCGACGUUCCCCUUCAAUAGGAUUUGCUCACGGAAUCCCAAGUGCCCAGAGCCCUGCCCGCCGCCACCUGGCGAUGCCGAUAAGUGUGCUGCUAAUAAUGCCGGCGGACCUAUGGAUAAGGGCAAGAAAUGUUGCCGCGGCAAGAGCUCACAAAAUGCAACUCCGACAUGUGUGCAGGCCGAUCCGUGUGCCCGGUCCGAGGAUGAAUUGCCCAAAUGUCUGCGUUACUUCUCCUGUAAUCUAGACCAGAUGUGUCCCUGCGAUCACUGUGAGGAUCCAUUUGACAGAGAAUGCCCACCGGGUCCAUCAAAACGUCGUGCUCUCUCGGCGAUUGAGCAACGUCUGCAGCCCUGUGGUCCUUGCAGUGCGGUUCCUCCUCUUACAACUUUAAUGCAGGAAAAGGAAAAGGAGAAAAAGGAAAAGGACAAAAAGGAGAAGGAGAAGGAAAAGAACAACAAGGACAAGAAUAAUAAGGAUAAGGACAAUAAGGAUAAAAAUGAGAAAGACAAGUCUGAUGGCAAAAAGAAGAAGAAACGCCAAUCUGGCGGUGGUUUCUUCUGUGAAGACAACGAUCAGGCCCAAUGGGCUAGUCAUCCAUUAGCUCAGCCACCUCAAAGUAGAUAUCCAUCAAAUCCAUGCAAACAGUGUUGUCCAGAAUACGAAGCUUGUUGUGAUGAGGCGCGGAAACGAGCUAUUAGAAAAUUGCGCCAUUUACUGGUUAAGUACAACAUCCAAAUUGACUAAUUACCCAUAAAUCUAAAUUAAAUUUCGAGGUAUAAACCAAACACAAAGCACACACACAUCACCUUUCAAAGUAUCAAAUAAUCUAAGGAAAAUGGCAAAAAGGAA